This is a messenger RNA of Cyphomyrmex costatus, 2144 nucleotides long. Its product is annotated as nucleolin. The coding region runs from base 147 to 2144 and encodes 665 amino acids. NCBI's taxonomy places the organism in Eukaryota, Metazoa, Arthropoda, Insecta, Hymenoptera, Formicidae. The record is from RefSeq and is a predicted model, not a curated record. The transcript is spliced from 5 exons. Gene Ontology annotation, molecular function: mRNA binding.
UUUCCUAUUCUUAUUAUGUUCGUUUUGCGUCUUCGCUCAUUUCUUCGAUUUCUUUUGCGAACGAAGCACCGGGUAGACCACGGACAACACGUGUAGUGAGUUAAAUUGAUCGAGGAAAAAAAGUUUUAUUGUUAUAGACAGAAAAAAUGGUUAAGGCAAAGACAUUGAAGAAUAAUAAAGGUAAAGCAGAAAAACAGCAGUUACGUGGAAUAAAAGAUGGAUCUAUAAAAAAGAAAGAUUCCAAAUUUAAAAAUACUCUCAAUGAUAAAGUAAUUUCAAAUAACAAUUCAAAAAAUAACUAUACAUCCAAUAAAGGCAAAGCAUUUGUAAAAACAAUUUUAGAUGAGACUUAUAGUUCCCCAAAACCUAUAGUUCCAAGCAAUUAUAUAAAUAUAAAGCGUACUCCAAAUAAAAACAAGGGUGCAAAGAAAUAUCAGGAUCAAAAGCCUAUUUCCACUGAUAAUGCAAAGCAAUCAAAGCAAAAUUCUCCAAACAAAACACAAAAGCAAAGCACAAAUUCAAGCAAAGCACCAAAAAAUAAUAAGAAGACUGUCAACUUUAAAAAGAUGGAAAAGCAAUUUGUUGAACCUGACAUCACUGAAGAAGAGGAUAAUAUGAAUACAUCAUCAGAUGAAGCAGAAAGUGAUUCAGAGUCGGAUACUUCAAAUAUCCUUGGAAAGCUCCUAGAAGAAGACUCAUAUGAUGACGAUGACGAUGAAGAUUAUGAAGAGGACGAGGAGAUCGAAAGUGAGGAUGAUGAAGAUGAUGAUGAUGACGACUCUGAAGAAGAGACUGAAGAUGAUGAAGAGAUGAUUGAACCUGAAGUUGUAGAAAGGAGUAAAGGUUUGCAAUCUAAAACCAAGAAAAAUAAGAAAGAUCAGAAGAAGGUUAACAACGAAACCGAAAGUGAUACAUCUGAGAAUGAUGAUGACGACGAGAGUGAUACAACUGAUGAAGAAAUGGAAAAGGAAAAAAGUACUAAGAAUUUUAAGGUUGUUACAAAGGAUGAAGAUAACAAUAGUAAAAAAGAAGGUACUAAUAGCAAAAAAGAAAAUAACGAUAUCAACAAAGAAUCUUCUGAGUCAUGUAUGACAGACGAAGAUGAUAGUGAUGAACUUUUUAGUUCUGACUGUAGUUCUGACUUUGGUAGUGGUAGUAGUAGUGAUGAGAGAGUCGAUGAUGAAGCUUACAUAGAGGAAAUUAUUUCUAUAGGAAAGUUUCGCAUAUCAAGAUCGGACAGAGACUACCUAGCCAAAAGAAUUGUUCUGAUUGAUAAUAUUUACAAAAACACAAAUGCUAGUGAUAUAUUAGAUAUAUGUUCGCGAUUUGGAGAGGUGGACCUAUUUGAAGCAAGACCUUAUCCAGCGUUCUUUCUUGAUAACGUAGAUGCGCCAGGAACACUCAAAGAAUGGAUAGAGCUAGAUUAUCCACACCUAAGUACAUACUCAGCUAAUGUCCUAUUUAGCACUCCAAAAGACGCUAAGAAAGCAGUGAAGUAUAUACAGGGAUUAAAGUUUCAGGGACAUUAUUUAAAUGUAGUAACUGCAUUUGACACUGAAAAAGAGCCCAAUUAUGCUGUAUAUGUAACCGAUCUAAAAGAAGGAAUAGAGGACAAUGCUCUCUGGUAUACGUUUAAGAGAUGUGGAAAAAUAAAGUGUUUACGAAACGUACGUGAUCCUUUAACGGGGAUAAGUAAAGGAUAUGGUUAUGUGGCCUUCAAAAGCAUACAUUCUACAAAAUGCGCUCUUGCAAUAAGCGGUGUGACACUUGGUGGAAAGCAAGUAAAAGUGCAGCCGUAUCCCUAUAAUAAGAAUGCAUCUCGUGACAAUUUGAUAGAAGGAAUAAGGCGAAAGAAACAUGGAAUAAAGCGAGUUAUGGAGUUAAAGAGGAGGAUGGAGUUAAAUAGGAUGCUUAAAAAGAGGCCGUUUAAGAGAAGUUUGGAAGAGUCUGCAGUAUGCGAUGUUGAAAAAUCCGUUAAGGGGCGUAAAAAGCAACAGGGAGAUAAAGAAGAAAAUAAAGAAAAGUCUACUGCAUUUCAAGGUCAAAUGGUCGAUUUAAAGAACAAAAAGAAGAAAAAAAAAUUUAAUAAGAAAAAGAAGAUAAUGGCAGAAAAGCUUACGGCUAAAUCAACUAAAAAAAUUUAA